Messenger RNA from Mitosporidium daphniae, 2316 nucleotides. RefSeq names its product phospholipid-translocating ATPase. The transcript has a single exon. Gene Ontology annotation, biological process: phospholipid translocation; retrograde vesicle-mediated transport, Golgi to endoplasmic reticulum; endocytosis. Gene Ontology annotation, cellular component: trans-Golgi network; plasma membrane; endosome. The record is from RefSeq and is a predicted model, not a curated record. The coding region runs from base 1 to 2316 and encodes 771 amino acids. Gene Ontology annotation, molecular function: ATP hydrolysis activity; ATP binding; magnesium ion binding. Lineage: Eukaryota; Fungi; Microsporidia.
AUGCUGACCACUAUUAAAGAGGGGUUGGAUGACUAUGGGCGUCUUCGGCGCGAUGCCAUUGCCAAUUCGCAAUUAUAUACGAGAAUCUCUCUCAAAAAAAGCCCGGAAACCUCAAAAUCCUCAGGGGCGCAUUCGCCGAAUCCAGGCGUGCUCGAAUCGAUCCCGUCGUCCCAGAUAUGUGUCGGUGAUAUUCUUCAGAUCGAGCGAGAUCAACGUGUACCUGCAGACAUGAUUCUACUCCAGACUUCGGAUCGAAGCACUGGAACUACUUUCAUUCGCACAGACCAACUUGAUGGUGAGAUCGACUGGAAACUGCGGCUAGCGGUACCAUUGACACAGCAGUGUCCCUCUUUACGUGCUUUUCUUCAAGAGCGAGGCAUUGAAGUACACGCAGAAUUACCUUCAAAGGAUCCGCAUAGCUUCCAGGGUACCAUCGCUGCCCGUGGCAGCAGCGCUGCAGAGCCCUUGGGCGUCGAGAAUACGAUGUGGAUGAAUACAGUGUUGGCUGCAGGAACCGCUAUCGGGGUAGUCAUAUAUACAGGUAGAGACACCCGAGCGGUGAUGAACACCUCCACCUCGUCUACCAAGUGGGGAUUGAUCGAUAUCGAACUGAAUUCCAUUGCAAAGGUGCUGUUUAUGAUUUCCCUGGCAAUGUCGUUAAUGAUGGUUGGAUUGAAGGGCUGGACGGGGCCGUGGGUGAUUUAUCUUGUACGCUUUUUUAUUCUCUUCUCAUCUAUCAUCCCGUUAAGCUUGCGGGUGAACCUAGACAUGGCACGCAUGUUCUAUGCGCGGCAGAUCGCUGCCAGAAAUAAAGACGAGCGUUUAGUUGGCGAGAUCAUUGUUCGAAACACUUCUAUUGCAGAAGAGCUAGGGCGUGUGGGCUUUCUACUAUCUGACAAAACAGGAACAUUGACAAAAAAUGUCAUGGUAAUGCGCAAGUUGCACCUUGGCACACUCUGUUUCGCGACAGAGUCUUUUCCAGAGAUUUCACAACAUUUGGUACACUACGCUCUGGGUGCAUCGGGAGCGCCUUCACUAAGCACCCCCAUAUCCCCUCAGUGCACUAGUCCUGUAUUAUCCACUGGUCCUAUUCCGAUCUUAAAUUCGCAGGCCGUAGGUUCAAUAGCUCAUACGCAUGCGUAUGUGCGACGUGGACGUCGUGACAUGAGUGCACGCGUUCACGACUUGGUCCAGGCAUUGGCUCUUUGCCACAAUGUUACUACGGCCGGGGGCGAAGAUUCCACACCGUCUGGCAGUGAAAUAGCUUAUCAGGCCUCUUCGCCAGAUGAGAUAGCUAUCGUCAACUGGACACGCAGCGUAGGAUUAGUACUUGUUGCCCGUAAUCGAGAGGCAAUGGUCCUGCGACGCGAGGCUGAUGGAUCAUUGCUUACCUAUUCCAUCAUUACACUUUUUCCGUUUUCUUCAGAAGCGAAACGCAUGGGCAUCAUUGUGCGUGAAACCUCUACAGGUGAAAUUUUCUUCUUCCUCAAAGGCGCUGACAUGGCUAUGACACCGCUGCUCGCACCCUUGCGUAACACCGAUUGGUUGCAGGAGGAGUGUGAUAACAUGGCACGCGAAGGUCUACGCACGUUGGUGGUGGCUCGCCGGCGGCUUUCAGAAGAACAACUCGCAGCCUUUUUGGCACGCUAUGCUGAGGCAUCUUUAGUACUGAGCGACAGGGCAGCAGCAAAGCAACAGGUUGUCCGUCAACAUUUAGAGACAGAGCUCGAGUUGCUGGGCAUCACUGGUGUUGAAGAUCGGCUGCAAGAUGAUGUACGUGUGACGCUGGAGAGUCUACGCAACGCCGGUAUUCGCAUAUGGAUGCUUACGGGGGACAAGGUUGAAACAGCAACAUCAAUUGGCAUCUCCUCAAAGUUGAUUGCGCGUGGCCAAAUGGUGGUGCCAGUGCCACGGCUACAGACGGCAGAAGAAGCACAGGCACUCUGCGAGCUUAUGGCGGCGCGAUCAGAGGCAGCUUUUGUGAUCGAUGGGGCAGCUCUACAAUUAGUACUAGGUACGCCCACACUUGCUACCCAGUUCAUUACUGCUGCUGCGCGAAUGGCAACGCUGAUCUGUUGUCGCUGCACACCGCAGCAAAAAGCGCAUGUGGCGACACUAUUGAAGCAACAUACACGGGCUUUGCGUGUAUGUUGCAUCGGAGAUGGAGGCAACGAUGUCAGCAUGAUCCAGGCGGCAGAUAUUGGCAUUGGGUUGGUUGGCCGUGAAGGCAUGCAGGCAUCAUUGGCCGCAGAUUAUUCGCUGGAGCGCUUCUGCGAUCUUUCGCGUCUUCUUUGUAAGCACAAUUUUUUACUUUAG